UUUCUCAUUCGUUACUUAGUAUGGCGACAGCGAGCAUGAAACAACUGAAGAGGAGAUCGAGAAGAAGAAUCGCUGCUGUGAAUUUUUUAUCAAACAUUUCUUUAGAUGGUACAUAUAGGGAUACAAAACAUGCUCUAUUUAAUCCCAAACACCAGCGUUUGAAGGAUGAUAUCGUGGAAGAAGUGGAAAAUAAUGUCAACAGAUCAGGUGCAGAAGACCUUUGUGGUGAUGAUGAAAAUGAGUCCAAUUUAGAAGGAACUAAGAAAGUGACCGCUUUGUCAGCGGUUGAAAACAUUGUGUCAGUGAAUAAAUCCGUCCAGAAUAAUGAGAAUGGGACAGUGUUACAACGGAGACUGUCCAAGGGAAAACGAGGAAGUAUCACAGUCAGCAUCACGGAGGAAAGAGAGAGAUUGAGAAGAGAAUCGGGAUUUGGCAAUACACAAGCAUGUCAGAAAGACAUUCUUGAAAGACCAGAUGAGAAGUCUCCGAGACGAGAUGGAAUUGCCGUUUUCCAAGGGAAGGACUUUAGGCAGCUGAGUGCUGAAAAUAGAAAACACCUCGCAAAUGAACGGUUGAUGAUUGUGUCAAAAAAGAAAAACCCCCUCGUUUUGUCCUCCACCUUGAUGUACAGUCGUAAAGCCCAGAUUCGAAGUCUGACAGGUCGGGAGCUGGCUCGGAGUAGGUCACAUGACCCCAAUCUGCUCCUACAUCGACCCUCCAACGCCCCCUCUCUGGAGAAAGUUCCAGAGGAGGCCACCCCCCACCCUGACUGGUAUGACCCAAACAUUCUUGAUGACCGAGAACUCCAGUGUGGGAGCUACAAGACUCUUCUUACAUUUUCAUCUUAUGUGACAUCGGUGAUAGACUAUGUGAAACCUUCAACACUUAAGAAAGAAAUUAAUGAGAAGUUUAGAGAAAAGUAUCCAGCCAUUCAGUUGACCUUGACUAAAUUGAGAAGCCUUAAAAGAGAAUUAAAAGUGAUAGCAAAUACAAAGUGUGGUUUGGACCUGUGGAUCGUUGCCCAAGCUUACGUAUAUUUUGAGAAAUUGAUCUUGAAGCUGAUGAUUAAUAAACAGAACAGAAAGUUAUGUGCUGGAGCCUGUCUUCUAUUGGCUGCCAAAUUGAGUGACAUCAAGGGGGCGGAGCUAAGUAAGCUCAUAGAGCAAAUUGAGGAAGAUUUUCGAUUACACAGGAAGGAGCUGCUAGUGUUUGAGUUUGCCUGUCUGGUGGCCCUGGAGUUCUCCCUACAUAUCCCAGACACAGAGGUGUUUCCCCAUUAUCAGAGACUUCUCUACCAGUCAUGACCCAGGUCUCCUGACCCGUCACCCCGGGGCAGUGACCUGACCUAUCACCUUGAGACAAUGCCCCAAUACAUCACAUUAUCAGAGACUUCUCUACCAGUCAUGACCCAGGUCUUCUGAUCCGUCACUCUGGGACAAUGCCCUGACCCAUCACCCUGAGACAAUGCCCCGAUACAUCACAUUAUCAGACUUUAUCUGUGAUGACUCAGGUCUCCUGACCCGUCCGGGACAAUGCCCCAACCCAUCACCACUGGGUCAGUGCCCCGAUUCAUCACAAACUCAACAAUUCAAGCACAUCUCAAUUUAACUCCGAGGCUUUUGCUUACUGGAUACCACCAGGCUGACCUCAUUUCAAACUCAACUUUUAACUUGGUAAAAAGGACAUUCAACUUGGUCAAGAGUUUUAUACUGUAUCAAGCUAACUUUCAGUUCCCUUUCUUUAUCCAUAUCUUUUAAAACAUAACAGUAAUAAACAAGUACAUUUUCUGUCUUUAAUUUGAAAUAUAUCCCUAGAUAUUUUGGUAUCC
This is a messenger RNA of Saccostrea cuccullata (small rock oyster), 1828 nucleotides long. Its product is annotated as CDK5 and ABL1 enzyme substrate 1-like. Lineage: Eukaryota; Metazoa; Mollusca; Bivalvia; Ostreida; Ostreidae. Gene Ontology annotation, biological process: regulation of cell cycle. The record is from RefSeq and is a predicted model, not a curated record. The transcript is spliced from 11 exons. Bases 21 to 1304 code for a protein of 427 amino acids.